Sceloporus undulatus (fence lizard) is the source of this 3165-nucleotide messenger RNA. RefSeq names its product TEA domain transcription factor 2 (gene TEAD2). The record is from RefSeq and is a predicted model, not a curated record. Gene Ontology annotation, biological process: embryonic organ development; regulation of transcription by RNA polymerase II; hippo signaling. The coding region runs from base 437 to 1753 and encodes 438 amino acids. Gene Ontology annotation, molecular function: RNA polymerase II cis-regulatory region sequence-specific DNA binding; DNA-binding transcription factor activity, RNA polymerase II-specific. NCBI's taxonomy places the organism in Eukaryota, Metazoa, Chordata, Lepidosauria, Squamata, Phrynosomatidae. The transcript is spliced from 12 exons. Gene Ontology annotation, cellular component: transcription regulator complex.
GGUGUGGCCUGUUGUAAAGGCCCUCCCUUUCCUCCCCCUUCCUGCAAAACUGAGUCACUGCUGCUAAUUUAAUUCCUCUGCCUCAUUCCAAGGAUUCCAGAGGAAAACUGUCACCCUUCCAAAAUACCAGGCAGGCCUCUUGCACCCUUUUUGCGCAUUCCGCCUCUUUCCAUAGCUUCCCAUUUCCAAACCCCAAAAAGGGGGCAGGAACCUCUUGGAAGAACCAAAAUUAACCCUAGAGGUGGAGAGCUUGAAUCCACUCUUUCUCUCUAAACACCCCCCCUUUUUUUUCCUCCACCACUUUUUCUUUUCUUUUCUCUAAAGCAAAGUUCAGGAAAACUUUCCUUUUUCACUUCCACUUGCAACUUAUCAAGAAACUACUCUUGACAUUUUAGAGCCUGGCGACCGAGCAAAGGUGGCUAGCCCCUCCAGGGAGAUGGGGGAUGCUGGGGAGAAGAGUCUAGAUAAUGAUGCAGAAGGGGUCUGGAGCCCUGACAUAGAACAGAGUUUCCAAGAAGCGCUGGCAAUCUAUCCACCCUGUGGGAGGCGCAAGAUCAUUCUUUCCGAUGAGGGGAAGAUGUACGGCCGCAAUGAACUUAUUGCCCGCUACAUCAAACUGAGGACAGGAAAAACACGGACAAGAAAGCAGGUUUCCAGCCACAUCCAGGUGUUGGCACGGCGGAAAACCCGUGAAAUUCAGGCCAAGCUCAAGGUGAGAUCCUUUACUGCUACCCCUGACUUGUUGAUGCCAAGACUUGCUACCCAUCCUACUGACCAGGUAGCAAAAGACAAAGCCCUUCAGACUAUGGCAGCCAUGUCUUCUGCUCAGCUCGUGUCUGCUACUGUCCUUCAGGAAAAACUGGGCCUGUCAGAACCCCACUACCCACCCAGUGCCACCUCCACAGAGUUCUUCCAGUUCUGGGCAGGUGAUGCAAAUCAGUCCCGAACCACUCCAGACAUCAAGCCAGUCCUCCAAGCACCUUAUCCUCUCCCACCAAUCAUAACACCCUCUGCUGCCCCAGGCUACCACACACCCCCAGGGAGAAUUCCUCAUCUUCCCACAACUACCUCUUGGCAAGGAAGCCACAUCGGUACGGAAACUCUUCGACUGGUGGAGUUCACUGCUUUUGUGGAGCGGCAGGGUGAACAAGAUGCGUGUAAGCAGCAACACCGUUUUGUGCACAUCGACCCAACACCCACUACUGAGCCACCCCUGGAGGUGGUAGAUGUGCGCCAAAUCUACGACAAAUUCCCUGAGCGGGGAGGCGGACUACGAGAUCUGUAUGACCAAGGGCCUCCCCAUGCCUUCUUCUUGGUCAAGUUCUGGGCUGAUCUGAGCUUUCCCCUCCCUGAAGAAGAACCAGGGGGCACAGGAGGGGCCUUCUAUGGGGUGAGCAGCCGAUACGAGGGCCCACGGGCUCUGACUCUCAGUUGCACCUCCAAGGUCUGCUCGUUUGGCAAACAGGUGGUGGAAAAGCUGGAGACGGCUGAGCCUCCCCACUGGGAAGAUGGGCGCUUUGUUUUCCAGUUGCAGCGCUCACCGCUCUGCGAGUACCUCAUCAAUUUUAUCCGUAAACUGCGAACACUGCCGGAAAAACCAAUGAUGGAUAGCGUGCUUGAAAACUUUACCAUCCUGCAGGUUUUGCGGGAUCAAGAAACUCAGGAGUUAUUAUUAUGUGUGGCGUUUGUGUUUGAAGUGUCUGCCAGCGAGCGGGGGGCACAGCAUCACAUCUACCGGCUGGGCCGGGACUGAUGAACGGUUUUUACCUUGCCACUCUUAGCAUCAAGCCACUCGCCUUCCUCUCUGAUACUCCAGCUACAGCCUCUUUUGAACUGGUUGGAUGAGGUGCCAUGAGACCUUCUCUGAGAAUGGUUUUUCUUUUCCUUGACAAUCGUUGGGCUACCAACUGCUGUGUUUGCCAGUGAUGUUCACCUUGGAAGAGAUUUGGGCUCCAUCUGCUUAUGCAAGAUGAUGUUUGUCUUCCUAAUGGCCUACAAGAACAGGUUCUAGGCUGAAACCUUAACCACUGCUAUUAUUCAGUGGCCGGUCUUAUAUCCAUGGCAACAUCUUAGUCAACAUGGUCAUUCAUUCAGAGCAGCCAUGCUCACGAAAUGAGUUUUGUCUCAUCAGUUGACUUCUGUAUGUGGAACAAUAGUUGACCUCACACUGCAGCUGCCAUUACCUCUCCUGGGCUUUUAACCACUCCAUUGUAACAAACUGGAACACAUUUCCUAGUACGCCCGUUUUAGAAAAUGGUUGAAGAGUGUAUCUGACCAUUAAUUCUCACGAAACAAAAAACAAGACAGUAAGUCUGUUUCUCCAUGUCAGAGUGCAGGUGAAGAUUCAUCAGGGUAGGCAACACUAGUGUGGUGUAAUGGUUUGAGUGUUGGACUAGGACUCCCAAGACCAGGGUGCGAAUUUCUGCUGUCAUGGAAACCCACUGGGUGCCUAGGGCAAGUAACUUUUUUACCCUAAGAGGAAAGGUAGUGGCAAACUUCCUCUGAAUAAAUCUUGCCAAGAAGACCCUAUGAACAGGCUAGCAUAAAUCUGUGUCUACUUGAAGGCACACAACAGUUACCAUUGUCACUAGCUGGGGCUGAUGGAAGUUUGGUACAAUGUUAAGAGGGCCACAGAUUCCCCACCCCUUGUUGACACUGCUAAGUACUGAGAACCAGGCUUGACCACGAGCAGAGAUAUUCAUCUUGAUAGAGAUUUAGGCAUCAUUUGCUUGUGGAGGAUGGUGAUGUUGGCUAUGCCUCUUCUGUGUGCAAUUGUGCAGGGAUAUAUUUUGUUAGAUACUGAUAACAAUUCUGCACAAAUAGAGCUGGGAUAAAGAUUCUGUUCUAGCCCUCAUCUUUCUCUGCUGGCUUUCUGCCUAAAGGGGAUUUUAUAUCUAGGCAAACAUUACAAGAAGUUAUCUCCUCAGCCUAGUCUGUGAACGUCUCUUGCUGCAGAGAUGGAGAGCCAUUCUAAAAAGAAGCAAAGUGUAAGAGGGAGGGGAGUGUUGCUCUAAAGUACAGUGUGAAUAAGUCUCAUCCGGACUCUGUGUACUUUCUACUAUAUGAACCUCUUCCCUGUGACAUACAGGAGCUGUAACAGGCCCCUACCUCUUUGGGAAAGGGUAAAAAACAAGCUGAUAUUGAAUAAAAUUUAUUUUGACAUAA